UGAAGGAGCAACAGAUCCAGAGGCUUCGCUUACGCAGUCCUUUUCUGUGUGUAAAUAUUAAGCCCGCAUCCCGUCUGGAAGAGCUUCUCGCUGUAAUUGAACUACGCGCCAAGGUUUUUGCCAAUACCUUGGAGCCGCUCUCUGUAAAGUCUAGGCUGCGACGCAUUAAGCAUAUCCUGGAUCGGCGAGCCAAAGGCAGCUUAAUCCUUAUUGCUACGGCACGUGACCUCAUGUCGCCAUUUUCCGACGAGGUAAUCAUAGGAUCUAUCGAGUGCUCAACUCAUGAAUUUGAUAAUGGCGCUUCGCCUUUCCUGCGUGAUUCUGCCGAUGUCUGCAAAUUAUAUGUCACGGAACUAUGUGUAAGGGAUGCCUUCCGCGGAAAAGGCGUGGCCACAGCUCUCCUCAAGGCUGUGGAUGGUAUUGCAGACAGUCUCGGUGCCGCUUACGUGUGUCUCUUUUGUGAACGCCUCAACCUGGCGGCAUCGCGCUUGUAUAUCUCUUCAAACUAUCAUGAGGUCGGGCACAGUCCGUCGGUGAAUAAGUUCGCUGGGGCGCUCGGUCUGCCUACAGCUGCAAAAGCAUACGGAUUUUUCUACAAACAGAUCUCGCACCCCACUACGGACCAUGCUGAAGCAGAGCUUUCCCGCGGCAUCGCUGAGAAAGGCCCUGUACAUUCCUGGGCAUUGUCGAUCCCAUCCUUGAGUGCGCUGAGGCGACCACACAGUCACGCUUGUCAAAUUGGGCCCCCCUCAAGUUUGUAAAAAUGGGAAAUUUCGC
Messenger RNA from Nannochloropsis gaditana CCMP526, 777 nucleotides. RefSeq names its product gnat family. Gene Ontology annotation, cellular component: NatA complex; cytoplasm. Gene Ontology annotation, biological process: mitotic sister chromatid cohesion. The annotation marks the transcript as partial. The record is from RefSeq and is a predicted model, not a curated record. The transcript has a single exon. Gene Ontology annotation, molecular function: N-acetyltransferase activity.